This is a messenger RNA of Triticum turgidum subsp. durum (durum wheat), 1014 nucleotides long. The record is from the annotation of a GenBank genome assembly. Lineage: Eukaryota; Viridiplantae; Streptophyta; Magnoliopsida; Poales; Poaceae.
AUGGACCUCACUGGAAUGAGUGAACUAUAUCAGCUAAGAUAUGUAAUGGCUGGUACCGGUUUUGGUUUGCAGCUACCAAGACAGACUAGAGGGCUCCAGCAAUUAGAAACCCUUGAUACAUACAAUUACAGUAGUAUUCCAUCUGAUAUAGUUCAUCUGCCACACUUGUCGCAUCUGGGUAUUGGAUAUGCAUGUAAGCUGCCUGAUGGGAUCGGAAACAUGAAAUCCCUGAGGUUUCUUAGGGGAUUUCAUUUGAAUUUUGAAACAAACUCACUAGAUAACUACAAGGGCCUUGGAGAGCUUACCAAUAUGAGAAAUCUGUUUCUCUCCGGCAACUUCGAAGAUCAGGACGCCGAUGAAAGACGCAUGGAUGUUCUAUGCUCUUCUUUGAGAAAACUUUGUAGGCUCGAGUCCCUGUACAUACAUAAUAUAAAAAGAUGCAUGGAUGGUUUGUCUCUUGCUCCCUGCAGCCCUCAGCGACUCCACGCCAAAGGUAUAGAUUGGUGGUUCUGUUGGUUUUCCAGGGUCCCUAACUGGAUGAGGGAACUUCAUAACCUCCAUGAGUUGCAUCUCCAAGUUGACGAGCUGCUCGAUGAUGGUAUUGGUAUUCUUGGGGGGUUGCCCUCCCUCAUCGACCUUGAUUUACAGGUCCGAAGAUCACCAAAACAAAUGAUUAUCAUCGAUGGAAGAGGAGCAUUCCCUGUUCUAAAGCAUUUUGAGAUCGGCUUGAGCAGAGCAUCAUACCUGAUCUUCAAUUCUGGGGCGAUGCCCAUGGUCCAGAUGCUGGAGUUAACUUUCAACAUGGAUGUACAGACGCAGAACGGAGCCGGACCAGCCGGCAUCGAGCAAUUGGCUGCACUGGAAGAGGUGUCUGCGCGUAUCUCAUGCGUCAAGGCUACGGAAUCUCAAAAGAGCUGCGCUGAAUCUGAUUUCAGGAGUAUUGUGGACAGGCAUCCCGGGAAUCCACGGACUCUAGUCCGCUUUUGGAACUGGCCGGUUUGUAUGGAGGACUAA